GAACGAGCCUAUUCAAAUAAUACCCACCGUAUCCGUUUACAACUUUACGUUACGCUUUUAUUUUGGAGGGAAAUCAAAAGUUCGAGCCGGAAGCUGUAAUGUUUUGGUUGCACCUUAUUGGCUACCGGAGUCGUCGGUAUCCGGAAACAAAUCGGUGUGAAAAUGCGUUCAUUUUUACCUGCUGUGGCCGAACAGCUUUUCCGAGAUAUUCAACAAACACACCAGGAAACGUCCCAAAUUCCUGAUGACCUGCUCAUUGCGCUGAAGUUUGUCUUCGGGCCUUGUGCGCUGCAGGCUUUGGACCUUGUUGACCAGCAUUCAGUCACCUGUCUGUCUUCACCCAGUGGACGCAAAGCAUUCCAGGUAAUCGGAGGCUCGGGGCGUUUGUACACUUGCUUUGUAUCCUGUCACUACUGCCCGUGUCCGGCCUUCGCCUACACCGUGCUCCGCAGAAAUGAGGGCCUGCUGUGCAAACACAUCCUGGCCGUGUACCUGUGCCAGGCCACGGGUUGGACUCGGCAGGAGAGCGUGUCCGAUCAGCAGAUGUCCGCGCUGCUUGGCGGGACGGCAGCCCCGUGAGGUCCGUUCAGUGCAGCAGGAGGACCGGCGCGUCGUCGUGGGCCCUGUUGGAUGAGAGAGAGACGAUGGUUUUUGGACACUUUGGGUCACCGCGGAGAGGAUCGGAGCACGGGAACUCUACCACGGUUUCUGCUCUUUCAUUCGUCUCGCUGAAAGACACCAGAUGUUGCUUUAUUUAUUUUUUAUUUUGGAAGGGUUCUUAAUCUGUUUCCAGGGAAACCACACAGCUGCUCAUUGAGUAUGUGCGGCUUUAUUUUUAGGUUCCUUUUUAUCUGGAGCUGCAUCAAUUAGGGAAGUAGUGCAUGUCUGCAUGUUUCCUUUGUGGCGAUUGUAGAAAUAAAUAGUCAUGAAAUUGAAAUGAAGGAAUACAGACUGAUCUGUAACAAUAUAAAUAUUGCCUUUAUCAACAAAAUAAUCCACCAUACAUACAGGUUGCAUCAUGUUAAAUAGCAGUAUCCGUUCGCAGUUGCAGUUGUGUUGAAAGAAAGAAAGAAUGGCCUCUCAGUUUGAACAUCAGCGUGACCACAGUGGAUGUUUCUCCUGAUUAGUACAACAACACUAUAGCAUACUGACAGACUGAUAGGUACUUCGGAAUGAAAGGCAGGAAUGUUGAAACGAGAUCAACUUAUCGUCCAUCUUACCUUUUUUAAAAUCACAAAAGAAGGCAAUUGUUUGACAUCGAUCAAUAGCUUGUAGAAAGUUGGACACCUACAGUACUUAUUUUUUACACGUCAAUCAACAAAGACAAUGACACAACAGUACAGUGCAGUUACAGUGUAGAUGUCUCCAUUGGAAUGUACUAAAACUUUGGCACACUCCCGUAUUUAGCCCUUGGAGUUAGUUAGAGGUGGUAUACUGGACAUGACGGGCGAUAGUGAAGCAGUGGUGCUCGACACUUCUUAAAACACCAACAUGACAUGGUUCACCACCAACAAUAAAGCACACCAAACAGGAAAUAAUCGAAAAUGUCAGUGCAAUGUGUUUUCAUUUGUGUAGUGAUGGCUCUGAGGUGACCCUCAUUUUUUUUUUUUUUUUCACAAGUAAUACUCCAAACAACACUGUGCUUUGCUCUGAUUUAAUUCAAUUUGUUUUUGUCACCUUACGCCAAUUUCUUCAGUUUUAUAAGCUCAACAGGACCAUUCACAAUACUGCCGACCGCUGCGAAAUCAAGAGACGAGACGACGCACUUUAAGGUGCUUUAACAUUAGACACGGUGGAAAGCAGUGCUGCAGCUGUAUUGCCUCAAACUAUGAUGCUGCGUACGAGCACCGUCGAGUGCAAAGAAGUAAGAAUUUGCUUCUCAGAAAACAUUUCAUUAUUGUUACCUACUUCAAAAUGACAUACUAUUUUUUGGGGGUUCAGCUGGACUGGUCGCCUAUCUUUGCGAGCGCUGUUAGUAGCGCUAAAGAGUAAAGCGAAUUGAGUCCUCAGUGCAACAUAUUUUAGAGGUUUCACCCUUUAAACAGGAAUGUUUUCUCAAAUGAAACUGAUCAUCUGAGUUCAGUCAGUGACUUCAGCAGCUUUUUGGAGGUCUGACUGUAUGAGAGCCUCAGGAUCCCAGCUAAGUCUGAGGGAACGGGGGGGGGGGGGGUCAAUGUCAAUGGUGCUUUAUGCGAUGUAUGCCACGAGAUGCAUGUGGGCCAGAAGCUUGGAUGAUGGGGAAAAAAAAAAUGUAUCAAAUGUGACAUGUGAUUGCUCAAAGCUAAAUGUCUCUGUGCAGAUGCCAUCUUUUUUUUUUUUUAUAAAGGGUACAAUCAUUUUCCCACUUCCUGAGCUUUUGUCUGAAGAAACGUCAACAUGGAAAUUAUAUGGAGCACCGCCGCCGCAGGUGUGUUUUGCUAAACUACUUCUUAUGUCUGGGUCUGCUAGACUGAACCAGAUCUUGCUGUUUAUUUAGUCGCCACAACAAUGCUUUUAGCCACAGGGGUCAUUUUGGGAUGGGAGAUGAUUCAUGGGAUCAAGCAUUUCUGUUUUGUCAAGCAAAAGCACUCCCCCCCUUUACUUCUAAUUAAGUAUGUAUGAGGGUCCUUGUCGUUUGUGAUCCCUCUGUUGAAGAGCGUGUCCCUCCGCCUGUACAAACAUUACGUUGUGGAGGAUUUACUAGUGCAGCAGCAGGACAACACUGGCAUAGUUGAAGCAACAGCUGAAGAACAUCUCUGCUAUAAUAAAAGUAUUGAUACAGAAAAUCUUUUUGUAGAAUGAUGCAGUAUGAAUUCAUGAAAGGGCCACGAGCCAAAAACAACCACAGAUGUAGAUUACUACCAUUGUGCCUCUCCAGGUCCACAAGCACAGUUCUAGCCACAUGAUGUUUUUUGAUCUUUAAAUAAAUUAAUAAACACUGACAGUAUAAAAUAGCAAGGCAAAGGGAGUGUUUGGAGUUGAAACAGGGGAUUCAGAAUGAUAAAUAGCAUUAUAGAAUGUAGUUUGGAUCCGGUUCACAGUCCUACAAAUCCAGUUAGCUUCAACAUUUUUUUUUAAAUCUGAAAUCCUUCACAAUACAAAGGGUUACGUAAGACUUGCCAUUCAACAUCACACUGCCUGACCCCUGAUUCAUAAAUAAAUGUCCACAUUCAACUCGCAUUUGACAUCGGUUCUUCACAUAUCACCCUCGUUCUGUAAACAUAUAAACCUCAGUGGAAAUUAAAGUCAAGACCGAAACAUCAGAGUCGACGCAGAUGAAACUCCCCUCAGUGCCGGCUCUCUCUAUGGCAGAGGGUCGAUGGUCAUGGUGAUCUGUUCUCUGUUGCUUCUGCUGCUGUUGGAGCUGACGUACAGCUCCUCCCUGCGGCAAAGGACGUGCUGGGUCAGGAUCUUUCGGAAGGUGUUCCUGAAGUCCUGGAUGCGGUAAGCGUAGAUGACGGGGUUGACCGCGGAGUUGGCGUGAGACAGAAUGAUGGCAACGUACAUGACAAUCUCGGGCUUAUGCAGCUCCUCGUAAAACAGCGUGAGGCAGUUGAGGAUGUGGACGGGCAGCCAGCAGACGGCGAACAGUCCCACGAUGAUGGAGAGGGAUUUGGCCACCCGGAUCUCCUUCUGCAGCAGCCCGUGGUGAUGGCUGUCCCCGUUACCCACGCACUUCAGCUCGAUCUGUCUCAGCUGCUUCCUGGCCACAGUGAAGAUCUUCAGGUAAAUGCCCAGCAUGAUGAGCAGCGGAGGCAGCACGCACACAAAGAAGUUAAAGUAGACCAUGUAGUGCAUGUCCACCACGCUCUCAAAGAAGCACCUGAGGUUGCAGCUCUGUACUAAGUCUCCGCCGACCCUCGUAGUGUUGUCCGCCCCAGAGCUGCCGUUCCUGCAGCUCGUGUACUUCAAGUUCCAGCCAAAGAAGGGGAUGAGGCCGAUGACAAAGGAGAGGAUCCAUAAGAUAGCGAUGAUCUCUCUGGCGGUCUUUCCCGUCAUCAACUCCUUGUACCUGGAGAAAACACAGCACAGGGAACCGUCGUCAUUAUUUUCCCAAUGUGGAAGUUUUGGACAAAGGUCACACUCCAAAGAUAGGCUCUAGAGCUCGAGCACAGCCCAGCUAUAACAUACAAAUACAACAACAUAGCAAAAAGGGAACACCGCGCUAACAUGAAUCAAACUACAGUAUAUGAGCAAAACAUUUUUGGGUGCUUUUUAUAAUUUUGCGACGUUAAUAUUUACCCAUGUACCUCUGAUGACUGUUGCAGCUUUUGCAUCUUUUUUUUCUAGAAAAUCCCAACGUAGCUUAAAGCUAGCAGUUGUUUAGUACUUAGUGACUUUAGGAAUACUUGAAUGUUAAUGAUUAAGAGGUUGUUUGACAAUCCUGAAAAAGAUUUGAUCCAAAAUUCACACAUUUUGAUUUAAAAAGAUGUUGCAAUGGAGAAAGAAGCGUCUGCAGAGAAGUUAGUGUUUAGUUUUGCUCGUAGAGCGUGAGUUUUGUUUGUGCGGUAUGUUGGUGUGGCCUUUCUGACGAAUCAUAUUAUUCUUAUGCAGCUCCGUCUGUGCACCAAGAUGCACAUCGGCCUAAUAAUGGCUAUGAAUCAGGCAGACGAUAUGAAUGAUCAAGUGCGAUGGUGAAUUGCUGUGACUUGGUGCAUUCAAGUGCUGUAGAAAAUGUAUCAUCUUCGCAGUCCUUUUUUUAAAUUUACUUUUUGGUUUUUCAAACCAAACAAAAGUGGACAGAGAUCAGCUUCAAAGUCUAAAAGCUACUAAAUUCAUUUUAACAAUGAUGUUUGAUCUCCUGAGGAUGGAACACUGUUAACAUUAAACAUCCCGAUGAUGGACCUGAUGUCUGAGCUUCACACUAGUGCAUGAAUGCACCACAAAGUGUUCAGUGUUUGUUAUUAAUUGGUAUGAACACUUGAAAUCCUAUUGAAGGAACCUUAGAUGAGUUUACCUGGACCUGUUUUAAUGCCAGUUCAUUGUCUCGUCUAGGGGAGGAUGUACUCUGGAGCCGGUGACGACUAAACCCCCAAAUCUGUUAUAAAUGUUAAAGAAGAUGAAAUAGAAUGAUAAAGGAAGCCGCAUCCCAUAUUGCUUUAUUUAGUUUCAUGUUACAUCUGACCACAUUAUCAGCUGCUAAAUGAAAGCAUGAAGUCUGCUGACAGUAUCUUACAUACGCUUCGCUCAACACACAUAUUGCUAAAAUUACACGCGCCUUGCUUUGAGGUGUUGAGUCAAGACUUGAAAAUGAAAGACUUUUUCUAUCUUCAUUUUUUUUGUCUCUUUGCGCUUUUUUUUUUUUUUUUUUGUUCGAUGCCUAAACUGUCGUAUAGUUCCAUCUGUUAUUUUCCACUGUUGUUGAAUGGAUGAAUGUUGAGUAUUUGAUACAUUUUACACAGAUUCAGCACGUUUCCCAUAAAACCCGUCCCUCACUGGAAUGAAAAUUAUGAACGGCAGGUGCACAGAGGCUGCGUAUGGAGAUUCGGGGGGUGACUCACACAAGUGUCGUCUUGACUGUCCCAAUCAUAUGAACAGCGCUCGAAGCAAAAAUGAGCAGUUUCCUCAAAGUGAAUCAGGCGAGCGACCGCAUGGUAAUGACUCGCACAUAUGCUGACAUCCGCACGCACACACGCAGCAGCCAGUCUGAGCUGGAGGUGCCAUAAAUAAUCUGAUUUCUACAGCUGCACCUUAUAUGAUCACAUGAUAUCAGCACUUACAAUAUGUGUGUGUGUGUAUAUAUUUGUAUAUAUAUGCCCUCCAGCAUGGUAUUCACAGUUGGCCUUUACAGGCCGUGGCUCGUUGACUGCAGUUCCCUUUUGCUGCUGGAUAUAUUAACUCUACAAACAAACGAUUCCUCACUUCCAGGUCACAUCCCCCAACAACAGCUCUUCCGUGAGUCAGUGGACUGCUUCAAACGGUCACAUGCUCCAAAUUGGCACGGCACUAGUGUCAUAUAAAGUGUAAAAUGCCAUAGUAUGUCAUUACAAAAUUAUAGUGUGUGUAUAGCACUGCACUGGCUUCCUGUCCAAGAAAGUAUUGACUUUAAAAUCCUGCUG
Anarrhichthys ocellatus (wolf-eel) is the source of this 6038-nucleotide messenger RNA. RefSeq names its product zinc finger, SWIM-type containing 7 (gene zswim7). Gene Ontology annotation, biological process: double-strand break repair via homologous recombination. Bases 163 to 579 code for a protein of 138 amino acids. The record is from RefSeq and is a predicted model, not a curated record. Gene Ontology annotation, molecular function: zinc ion binding. NCBI's taxonomy places the organism in Eukaryota, Metazoa, Chordata, Actinopteri, Perciformes, Anarhichadidae. Gene Ontology annotation, cellular component: Shu complex. The transcript is spliced from 5 exons.